Schistosoma bovis is the source of this 249-nucleotide messenger RNA. The record is from the annotation of a GenBank genome assembly. NCBI's taxonomy places the organism in Eukaryota, Metazoa, Platyhelminthes, Trematoda, Strigeidida, Schistosomatidae.
AUGACUAAACAGUGGACUUUUAUGCUUAUUAUUGUUCACUCUUUAAGUAAUAAAAUGGCAGAACUUAAAAUGACUGGAUUAAUUACGAAAUCGGAAAUUAUUCUUCGUUCGUGUUUCUCUUUAAUUCCCCAAAUCCUCAUUUCAACUGUAAUACAAAAUGUUGCCAACUUUUCAUUGGUCAGAUUAUUUGGUUUUCGGUAUUUCACUUAUUUGUUACUCCCUGAUUGGAAUUUAUCAUCGAUAUCAUGA